Messenger RNA from Salmo salar (Atlantic salmon), 3008 nucleotides. RefSeq names its product phosphatidylinositol 5-phosphate 4-kinase type-2 gamma. Gene Ontology annotation, cellular component: plasma membrane. The record is from RefSeq and is a predicted model, not a curated record. Gene Ontology annotation, molecular function: 1-phosphatidylinositol-4-phosphate 5-kinase activity; 1-phosphatidylinositol-5-phosphate 4-kinase activity. Gene Ontology annotation, biological process: phosphatidylinositol phosphate biosynthetic process. Lineage: Eukaryota; Metazoa; Chordata; Actinopteri; Salmoniformes; Salmonidae.
CAUCACCUGAACACACAGGUGGACCAAACAACAGGGGUCAGCAGUUCAGUUCCUCAAUAUUUUUUUGAGACUAGCUGGACUGGAAUGUAUCUGAAGAAGACUAGUUUGGAAUCCAAAAUUAGUGUUAAAACAAGCACAAAUGUAAGCUAAUACUGAUCUGAAUUCAGACGGGAUUGCUCCGGUAACAUUACGCAGUGGCACUGGGGAAGUCAGUUUGCGAAAGAUCAGAAUCGGGAGAAGAAAAAAUAAAGUUCACAUCCAAGGCAAAGCCAGGAAAACUCUGCGAUGGCGUCCAGCGGUAACGCUGUUUCCAGUCCUAUGGUGAUAUUGGCUCCAAAAACCAAAACCAAAAAGAAACAUUUUGUGCAGCAAAAGGUGAAGGUCUUUCGUGCCAGUGGCCCAGUCUUGAGCGUUUUUAUGUGGGGUGUAAAUCAUUCUAUUAAUGACCUAAACCAAGUGCCUGUUCCUGUCAUGCUGUUGCCUGAUGACUUCAGAGCAAACACUAAGAUCAAAGUCAACAAUCACCUCUUCAACAAAGAGAAUCUACCAGGACAUUUUAAGUUUAAAGAGUACUGUCCCCAAGUGUUCCGCAAUCUUCGGGAGCGCUUCGGAAUUGAGGAUCUCGACUACCAGGUGUCGUUGACCCGCAGCCCUCCCGUAAGAGGUGGGGACACCCAGGGGGAGGGGAUCCUCCUGACCUCCUACGACCGCACGCUGGUCAUUAAGCAGAUCUCUAGUGAGGACGUGGCAGACAUGCACGGCAUCCUGUCUGAAUACCACCAGCACAUAGUGAAGUGCCACGGCAGCACUCUGCUGCCCCAGUUCCUGGGGAUGUACCGCGUGGGUGUGGAGAAUGAGGAGACCUACCUGAUCGUCAUGAGGAACAUGUUCAGUCACAGACUGGUGGUGCACAGGAAGUACGACCUUAAGGGCUCUCUGGUGUCUCGUGAAGCAAGUGACAAAGAGCGGGUGAAAGAGCUCCCCACCUACAAGGACAUGGACUUCAGAAACAACAUGCAGAAGGUGUAUGUGAACGAGGAGCAGAAGGAGAAGGUCAUGGAGAAACUCAACAGAGAUGUGGAGUUUCUGGUCAAGCUAAAGAUCAUGGACUACAGCCUGCUGUUGGGUAUCCACGACGUGGGGCGGGCUGAGAGGGAGGAGGAGGAAGGAGAGGAGCCCUCCAAUGAGGAAGAGGGGGAGCCUGAAAACGGCCUGACGCAGGCCCCUAACGUGGGCUCCUACGGUACGUCUCCUGAGGGCAUCGCUGGCUACAUGGCCUCCUGCAAGCCCCUGGAGCCCGGGGAAUUUGACCCCUACGUGGAUGUGUACGCCAUGAGGAGUGCCCCUGGAGCCCCUCAGAGGGAGGUGUACUUCAUGGGUCUGAUAGACGUUCUGACACAGUACGACACCAAGAAGAAAGCCGCUCACGCAGCCAAAACUGUCAAGCAUGGGGCUGGUGCUGAAAUCUCCACUGUCCACCCAGAACAGUAUGCCAAGCGAUUUCGUGAUUUCAUCUCCAACAUCUUUGCAUAGUGGGACGUUAUAACCACCAUUGCUACAACCAAACCUUUUACCAUUUAGAUUUGAAGGUUUUUCUUUUACUUUUGUUCUGCUAGACAUUUAUAUCAUGAAACAUUGCCCCAAAAAAUGUACACACACAGAUUAUUUUAGUCUGAUCUCACACCAGACACUUUUCAUUGUUGUAAUGUAUUACUGACUGAUAUUUAUGAGAAGAAUGUGAUAAGCACUCUGACUGACUUUGGAGCCAAGGGUACUUCGGCGAAUACUGCUGCUUGUGCCCUAGAGAUGUUACACUGAAAAGGAUUGAUUAGACUUAAUGGGACAACCUGAGAAUGAUACAUUGACUGCUUUCUUGUUGUUUGAAUCCCUGAUUGACCCUUUAACCCAGUCAGUUGAAAUCCUGGGUUGUGUCCAUUUAUUAGCACCAGACAGGAGAAAAGGUUUGAAACUGAGUGAAACAGGAAGGUACAACACUACCAAUGACUAGGUACUAACUACCUGAACUUGUCCAAUAAGAAAUCAUGGCUAUUUUAGUGCUACUGAACACGACCCUGGAUUGGUCCGAUCUACUGAGUGAGUAUGCUAAUAUAACUGGACAUGGGAACAUAUCAGUGUAGUGAACCCUACAGCAAAUAUCAGAGCACUUUGUCUCAAAGGGAAAGCCUUGUGGGAUUUGACAUGAACAUCCCUCAUCUCACAUUGGAUCAUAUGGAGUCUGUGUUUCCCCUAGAAUUUCAGCAGUGGGGGCAAGGGUAGCUGGGGUGACAGGACAUUCUAGAUGUUCCCAUAGACUUCUAGUCAUUGAGCCAAUGACUUAUAAUUUCUGCAGACGCGCUUUUAAAUAGAUAUAUAAAUGUUUCAGCGGUGGUUCCCCGCUGCUGAAUGAAUAUAGGGAAAACAUUGAGCAUUUCGCUAUCAUGAUUGGACUUGGGACCAGAACCCAUUGUUGGACUGACAAAAUGUUAUUUUGAACAUAUUGAUUGCUGCACAUUUCUUUGCGCAUCAAACAGCAUUUAAAAAAAAAAAGCACUUCAAGAAUGAUGGGGAGUAAAAGUAGCUUGAGCACCAGUCUCUAUGCUAUCAUACCAACUGCCUUUCACACAUUGUCAUGGCAAACAUGUUUUGUCUUGACAGUGACAGCAAUGGAGUUGGCAAGGGCGCAAACAGAUCUGGGACUAGAAUUAAAGAUCAGUAGAGAUUGAUGGCCUAUGCCUUGGUCAAAUUUGACUACUACUACUAAUUGAUACUCCACUGAAGAACCAGCUUGGUAUUAUGUGUUACUCGUAGAAUAUAGCACUACAUUUCAGCUGCUUUAUGCAAUUCGAAAGCCUUAAAUGUGUGAUGUCGAGUUUUCUAGUAUAGAAGUUGAAUACACUGAUGAGGCUGAAUAGGUACAGUAGGAAUAUGUGAUGCCUUGUGACCGUUGUGAUUGCACAGCCUAUAUUUUUGCUAAUCGGCUUUUGGACCAAAAUAUAUUUUACAAAAGA